Messenger RNA from Helicoverpa armigera (cotton bollworm), 1066 nucleotides. It is a transcript of the gene Cdk5, whose product is annotated as cyclin-dependent-like kinase 5. Gene Ontology annotation, molecular function: cyclin-dependent protein serine/threonine kinase activity; ATP binding. Bases 114 to 1010 code for a protein of 298 amino acids. The transcript is spliced from 2 exons. Gene Ontology annotation, cellular component: nucleus; cytoplasm. Lineage: Eukaryota; Metazoa; Arthropoda; Insecta; Lepidoptera; Noctuidae. Gene Ontology annotation, biological process: synaptic vesicle transport; axonogenesis; neuron apoptotic process. The record is from RefSeq and is a predicted model, not a curated record.
AAAUAAGUGUCAAUGUCAAAGUAGUCACAAAAGAUCUGGGAGGAGGAGCAGUGCUUCACCGAGCGGAAUAAACAAUCGAUUUUACAGCCCUGUUUAAUAUCAAAUUGUAAAAUAUGCAGAAAUACGAAAAACUAGAAAAGAUCGGAGAGGGAACUUAUGGCACUGUAUUCAAAGCCAAGAACAAAGAAACUCAUGAAAUAGUGGCUCUAAAGCGGGUGAGGUUAGAUGAUGAUGAUGAAGGAGUACCAUCGUCCGCUUUGCGUGAAAUAUGUCUUCUCAAAGAGUUAAAACACAAGAAUAUUGUUCGGCUAUACGACGUCUUGCAUAGUGAAAAGAAAUUGACUCUUGUAUUUGAGCAUUGCGAUCAAGAUUUGAAGAAAUAUUUCGACAGCUUGAAUGGUGAGAUAGAUUUGGACGUCGUCAAGUCUUUUAUGUAUCAGUUGCUCCGAGGGCUUGCGUUCUGUCACAGCCAUAAUGUACUGCACCGGGAUUUAAAGCCUCAGAAUUUGUUGAUUAAUAAAAAUGGGGAAUUGAAAUUGGCCGACUUUGGCUUGGCUAGAGCUUUCGGUAUUCCCGUGAAGUGUUACUCCGCAGAGGUAGUGACGCUUUGGUACCGGCCCCCGGAUGUGUUGUUUGGCGCCAAACUCUACACUACAAGCAUUGACAUGUGGUCAGCUGGCUGCAUAUUUGCUGAGUUAGCUAAUUCAGGAAGGCCCCUAUUCCCUGGGUCUGAUGUUGAUGAUCAGUUGAAAAGGAUUUUCAAACUUCUUGGUACUCCAAAUGAAGACACGUGGCCUGGUGUGACCCAGCUGCCUGACUACAAGCCACUGCCAGUUUAUCAGCCAAGCUUAGGACUAGCACAAGUAGUGCCCCGCCUGCCAGCUCGGGGCAGGGACCUCCUUGCUCGUCUCCUCACCUGUAACCCCGCCCUGAGGAUGCCUGCCGACGAUGCCAUGGCUCAUGCAUACUUUCACGACCUUAAUCCGUCUGUGAAGAAUGACCGAUGUUAACAAUCAAUACGUCCUUACCGCUGCACCUCAGAACUCUUGGUUAGUGAUAAAAACAA